Molecule: messenger RNA, 2207 nt
Organism: Arabidopsis arenosa
Lineage: Eukaryota; Viridiplantae; Streptophyta; Magnoliopsida; Brassicales; Brassicaceae
Source: the annotation of a GenBank genome assembly
AAGAAGAAGUCUCUCUCCGUCUCCUCCCUUCUCCUCCGUCUCAGAAACAAGGCAUCCCCAGGCGCCAUGAUCUCUCUGAGUCCCUCGUCGUUUCUGAACAAGACGGUUGUUCCUGGAUGUUCCACACACCUCUUUCUGCGCCAGCCUAGAACUCUAAUUACCCCUCCUGCUUCCUUGAGAGUGUUUUCCUCUCUCGGAUCUAACCGGGAUCCCAACGGCAGCCUUCUGAUUGAGACCACUGCCACUUCAUCCUCCUCUCUCGAGACCUCCGCCGCCGACAUUGUUCCCAAAUCCACCGUAUCUGGUGGAGUUCAGGAUGUCUACGGCGAGGAUGCUGCCACCGAGGACAUGCCUAUCACUCCUUGGUCUCUCUCUGUCGCCAGUGGGUAUACGUUGCUGCGUGAUCCACAUCACAACAAAGGCCUUGCCUUUAGCCACAGGGAGCGUGACGCUCACUAUCUACGCGGCCUCCUCCCCCCCACUGUUAUCUCCCAAGAUCUUCAGGUUAAAAAAAUGAUGCACACUCUUCGUCAGUAUCAAGUUCCCUUGCAGAGGUAUAUGGCUAUGAUGGAUCUCCAGGAGACCAACGAGAGGCUCUUUUACAAGCUUCUCAUUGAUCACGUCGAGGAGUUGCUACCAGUUGUCUAUACUCCAACGGUCGGGGAAGCCUGCCAGAAGUAUGGUAGCAUUUUCCUGCGCCCACAGGGGCUUUUUAUCAGCUUGAAAGAAAAAGGCAAGAUCCAUGAAGUGCUGAGGAACUGGCCUGAGAAGAACAUUCAGGUCAUUGUUGUCACUGAUGGGGAGCGCAUUUUAGGGUUAGGAGAUCUUGGAUGUCAGGGAAUGGGAAUACCAGUUGGGAAACUUUCUCUCUAUACAGCCCUUGGAGGUGUCCGGCCAUCUGCCUGUCUGCCCGUAACAAUCGAUGUUGGGACAAACAACGAAAAGCUAUUGAACGAUGAGUUCUACAUAGGACUCCGUCAAAGGAGAGCUACAGGAGAGGAAUACUCUGAACUUAUGCAUGAAUUCAUGACAGCAGUCAAGCAGAACUAUGGGGAGAAAGUUGUUAUUCAGUUUGAAGACUUUGCCAACCAUAAUGCUUUUGAUCUGUUAGCUAAGUAUGGUACAACACAUCUUGUUUUCAAUGACGAUAUUCAGGGAACAGCAUCAGUUGUGCUUGCGGGACUUAUUGCUGCUCUUAGAUUUGUGGGGGGUUCCUUGUCAAACCACAGAUUCCUCUUCCUUGGUGCUGGAGAGGCAGGCACCGGAAUAGCUGAACUAAUUGCUCUUGAGAUUUCAAAGAAGUCCCAUAUUCCAUUGGAAGAGGCUCGGAAGAAUAUUUGGCUCGUGGAUUCGAAGGGAUUGAUUGUCAGUUCCCGGAAAGAAUCCAUUCAACAUUUCAAAAAGCCCUGGGCUCAUGACCAUGAACCGAUAAGGGAACUUGUUGAUGCCGUCAAGGCAAUCAAGCCGACAGUUCUGAUCGGAACAUCGGGAGUAGGUCAAACAUUCACUCAAGACGUUGUGGAAACCAUGGCAGAGCUAAAUGAGAAACCCAUCAUUCUCUCUCUUUCAAACCCAACUUCUCAGUCAGAAUGUACGGCGGAACAGGCCUAUACGUGGAGUCAGGGACGGGCGAUCUUUGCUAGUGGAAGCCCAUUUGCGCCAGUAGAGUAUGAGGGAAAGACGUUUGUGCCUGGACAGGCGAACAAUGCAUACAUCUUUCCUGGGUUUGGACUGGGGCUAAUAAUGUCAGGGACCAUCCGAGUCCAUGAUGACAUGCUUUUGGCCGCGUCAGAAGCUUUGGCUGAGGAACUGAUGGAGGAACACUAUGAGAAGGGGAUGAUAUACCCUCCCUUCAGGAAUAUCAGAAAAAUCUCGGCUCGUAUUGCAGCUAAGGUGGCUGCCAAGGCCUAUGAACUGGGACUGGCCACGAGGUUGCCUCAGCCCAAGGAGCUGGAGCAGUGUGCUGAGAGCAGCAUGUACAGCCCUUCUUAUCGAAGCUACCGCUGAGGAUAAGCUUAAUCUCUCAUUUGUUAUGUCUCAUACGACUCGCAUGGCCAUUUCUCUCCUCUCAUAUUCUUUCACCUUCCUCUUUGCAUGAGAUUUUUUGUUUGUUUGUUUGUCAGCAUCUGAAAAUCUGUGUUGUAAUCACUGUUUCCUUUGUUUCCUGCUGUUUCUUUUCAAGUCCAUAAUAAUCCUAAGAAAUUUGU